GCACACGCAACAUAAACAGGGCCCACCCCGGUCAGGAGAGCCUAUAAAAGCAAGAUGCGUCUGAGCGAUCCACGACCAAGAGGACACACUUGGAAAUUUGCGCCCUGGAGCACAGUUCGACACUCCGCGUUGAGAUGAGAGGGUUUACACUGAAUAAUGUUUGCCAGUGUGGCUUAUUUACUUAUCUUGUCUUAUUUUCCUUCGUGUCUUUUACCACCGCAGUCAGUUUCGACCUGACUGAGCUUAGGAAUAAAGUUGCAAAAAUUAAAGUGAAUCCAAGAGGCAAUCUUUGGGCUACAGGACAUUUCAUGGGCAAGAAGAGUGUGAUGGACACCCCUCUGCUGCCGUCAGCUGAGGGGCAAGGCGUUGAUGCUUUGGAAGUCACCCUGCCUGCGGAGCACGGCGCUCUCGGGGAGCUUUUCCAGGAGUUUCUGCGGGUGGCGUUGCAAGCGCAGGUGGAUACACAAGAGAGCCGCUCGAAAAAUCAGGAGGCGGACUUGUUGAUGAAGAUUUUAGAAAGCUACAUCCAAAGCAGAAAGUGACGCAGAGGAUGAAAGUCUGGCACGCAUGAACACAGAUCCGAGGUCAUCUGGCCUCAUGGGUUCAAAUAAAAAAAUUAGUCACAGUCUACAGUGUCCUGCUCAUUAUGACUGUAAUUUACUGUAAUACUGUCAUAUUUACAGCUCAUGUGCCAUUUGCAAUACACAUAAAACAAUUUCCAAUUUAUUUUACUGAUGAUAUUUCACAUUGUCUUGUUGUUUAAAGUUAUUUAUAUUAAAUAAAA
Messenger RNA from Thunnus maccoyii (southern bluefin tuna), 784 nucleotides. It is a transcript of the gene nmbb, whose product is annotated as neuromedin Bb. The coding region runs from base 135 to 542 and encodes 135 amino acids. Gene Ontology annotation, molecular function: neuropeptide hormone activity; neuromedin B receptor binding. Gene Ontology annotation, cellular component: neuron projection. Gene Ontology annotation, biological process: neuropeptide signaling pathway; positive regulation of hormone secretion. The record is from RefSeq and is a predicted model, not a curated record. The transcript is spliced from 3 exons. Lineage: Eukaryota; Metazoa; Chordata; Actinopteri; Scombriformes; Scombridae.